Messenger RNA from Chrysochloris asiatica (Cape golden mole), 2883 nucleotides. It is a transcript of the gene MYOCD, whose product is annotated as myocardin. Gene Ontology annotation, biological process: smooth muscle cell differentiation; cardiac muscle cell differentiation. The record is from RefSeq and is a predicted model, not a curated record. The transcript is spliced from 13 exons. NCBI's taxonomy places the organism in Eukaryota, Metazoa, Chordata, Mammalia, Afrosoricida, Chrysochloridae. The coding region runs from base 175 to 2883 and encodes 902 amino acids.
CUACGACUUCAACAGAGAAGAGCCCAGGAGCAACUGGCUAACCAAGGCAUAAUACCACCACUGAAAAGUCCAACUGAAUUCCAUGAACAAAGGAAAACUUUGGAUAGUGACAAGGCUGAGGACCACCUGAAACACAAGGUCAGAAAUAAAUCUGAACGUGCUGACCUGGUUAAUAUGCACAUACUCCAAGCCCCCACUGCAGAAAGAUCCAUUGCAUCCACUCAGAUGAAGCUGAAAAGAGCCCGACUUGCAGAUGAUCUUAAUGAAAAGAUUGCUCUCCGGCCAGGGCCCCUGGAGCUGGUGGAGAAGAAUAUACUUCCGGUUGAUUCUGCUGUGAAAGAGGCCAUCAAAGGUAACCAGGUGAGCUUCUCCAAAUCAGCUGAUGCAUUUGCCUUUGAAGAGGACAGCAGCAGCGAUGGACUUUCCCCAGAUCAAACUCGAAGUGAAGACCCCCAGGGCUCCAUGGGAUCCCCUGCUGACACGAAAACCGUGGACACCACUCUUGCAGGCCCUCCAGGGACAAUCCAGGAUCUUGCUUCUGGCUCAGAAAGUGACAGGAAUGGCACACCCUCACAGCCAGACCACCAAUCAGAUGCCAGGAAGCAGGGCCUUGGCCACCUCGGUACCUCAAUGCCCGUGCACCCUGCUGUCAAGUCCAAGUCCCUAAGCGAUAGUAAGAACCGUCACAAAAAGCCCAAGGACCCCAAACCAAAGGUGAAGAAGCUGAAGUAUCACCAGUACAUCCCCCCAGACCAGAAGGCCGAGAAGUCCCCACCGCCCAUGGAUUCAGCCUAUGCCCGGCUGCUUCAACGGCAGCAGCUUUUCCUGCAACUCCAGAUCCUCAGUCAGCAACAGCAACAGCGCUUCAGCUACCCAGGGCUCCCCCAGGCACCGCUCAAGGAAACAAAUGAACAGAUGGUCAGAAAUCCAAAUACUUCUUCAACACCACUGAGCAACACCGCUUUGUCUCCUGUCAAAAACAGCUUUUCUGGACCAACUGGUGUUUCUUCUCUCAAGCCAGGCCCACUCCCAUCAAACCUGGAUGAUCUGAAGGUCUCCGAAUUAAGACAACAGCUUCGGAUACGAGGCUUGCCUGUGUCCGGUACCAAAACGGCUCUCAUGGACCGACUGCGGCCCUUCCAGGACUGUUCUGGAAAUUCCGUGCCGAACUUCGGUGAUAUAACAACCGUCACCUUCCCUGUGACACCAGCCAGCACCCUACCUAAUUACCAGUCUUCCCCUUCCACCAGUGCCUUAUCCAAUGGCUUCUACCACUUUGGUAGCACCAGCUCCAGCCCUCCCAUCUCCCCUGCCUCGUCUGACCUCUCGGUUGCUGGGUCCCUGCCAGAAACCUUUAACGACGCUUCCCCCUCCUUCACCUUGCACCCCUCCCCAGUUCACGUUUGCACGGAAGAAAGCCUCAUGAGCAGUGUGAAUGGGGGCUCGAUGCCCUCAGAGCUGGACGGGCUGGACUCAGAAAAAGACAAGAUGCUGGUGCAAAAGCAGAAGGUGAUAAAUGAGCUCACCUGGAAACUCCAGCAAGAACAGAGACAUGUAGAGGAGCUGAGGAUGCAACUCCAGAAACAGAAACGGAGUAACUGCGUUGAGAAGAAGACUUUGUCUUUCUUGGCUGCCCCCAUCAAGCAGGAAGAUGCAGUCUCUAGCUGUCCCUUUGCAUCCCAGCAGGCAUCUGCGAAGAGGCAAAGCAACAGCUCAGAGAGCGAAGCUGCUCAGCUCUUACCUCUUGGGAGCACACGUUGUGUAGAGUCCUCAGGUCAGACCAAUGUACUUUCUUCCACGUUUCUAAGCCCUCAGUGCUCACCUCAGCAUUCCCCACUUGGGACUCUGAAAAGCCCACAGCACAUCAGUUUGCCUCCAUCACCCAACAACCACUAUUUCCUGCCCUCAUCUUCCAGUGCUCAGGGAGAAGGGCACAGUGUCUCUUCACCUGUCAGCAGCCAGGUGUGCACCGGUCAGAGCUCAGCCGUACAUGAUGGCCAUCCUGCGAGUUUCUCCCCUCAGCCUCCCAGCCUCCACCCUCCUUUCCCUGGCGCCCAGGCAGACAACAAUCAUGGUACUACCGGGGGUAACACCUGCCCCCAAAGCCCAGGUGGACAGCAAAAGAUGGCGGGUUUGCACUCUUCUGACAAGGCAGGACCAAAGUUUUCAGUUCCAUCCCCAAGUUUUUCCACGUCAAGCUCAGCAGCUUCAGAGAUAACACAGCCUCCAUCCUAUGAGGAUGCGCUCAAGCAGCAGAUGACUCGGAGUCAGCAGAUGGAUGAACUCUUGGAUGUCCUCAUUGAAAGUGGAGAAAUGCCCGCUGACGCCAGAGAGGAUCAUUCCUGUCUUCAAAAAGUCCCAAAGAUACCCGGGCCUUCCCGAAACCCCAGCGCUGCUCUCCCCAAGCCUUCAGCUUCCUUUGAACAAGCUAAUUCAGGGGGUCAGCUCUCCUUUGAUCAUUAUGCCACGGAAAAUGAUGAGCACCUUGAAGUCUUACUAAAUUCCCAGAGCCCCUUAGGAAAGGUGAGCGAUGCCACCCUCCUAAAACUUGGGAGCGAGGAACCCCAGUUUGAUGGGAUCAUGGAUGGAUUCUCUGGGAAGGUGGCAGAAGACCUCUUCAAUGCACACGAAAUCUUGCCAGGCCCCCUCUCUCCCAUGCAGACUCAGCUUUCACCUUCUUCUGUGGACAGCAAUGGGCUCCCAUUAAGCUUCACUGAAUCUCCUUGGGAGACCAUGGAGUGGUUGGAUCUCACUCCACCAAGCUCCACACCAGGUUUUGGCUCCCUCACCACUAGCGGCCCCAGCAUUUUUAACAUUGAUUUCUUGGAUGUCACGGAUCUCAAUUUGAAUUCUCCCAUGGAUCUUCACUUACAGCAGUGGUAG